UUCAAGCAUGGCGUUUGUGUACUGCUAAAGUGCGUUGUUGUCAAUUUUAGUUUCAAUAUUUUAGUUUUCAGACAAUCUUAAUAAUUUUUGACAAACUAAUAACUUAUAUUUGUGAUAAAGCAAAUGAAACUACGUUGAAGGAUACUUUCCAAUAACUUAGAAUUCCUACAAAGUUAUAAAAUAAGUGGAAUUUUCAGUAUACCUUUGAUACAAGAACCAAGAAUGGAUACUAGCAAAUCUUCCAGAGAUGGUGAAACCCUGGAAAAUGCUGUCAUUGACGAAAAUAAUGAUUCACCUCAAUACAUGAUCCAUAGAGUUCCUGAAAAUGCCCAGCUUUUAAGUACAGAGUUAUUGCAACAGCAACAUGGACUAGUUGUUGACUUGGGUGGAAAUGAUUUCAUUCCCGUAAGCUAUUCCUCUGAAGAUCUGUUGUCUCAAGAUUUAACUGAUGAAGAUAGAAAUUUAGCUGCAGCUUUAGUGGCGGUACAGCUUAGUCAACAGCAGAAACAGCAACAGCUUCAAGAUACUACUCUACCAUCUCUUGUUGCAUCUUCUACUUUAGGUGCAAAGAUUUUGGAAGAUCAACCCCUAAUCAUCAGUGAAAAAUCAGGUGGUACAAGCUUUUUGCGUAUCAUCAAUUCUGAUAAUAUUUAUGUCGAACAGCAAUCAUUACCCAAGUUAGUUGACGGUGUCAGAUUUGCUACCGUGGAUGAUGAUUUUUCUGAAGAAAUCCAAAAAUUACCAAUUAAAAAAGAAGAUGAAAAAGCUGAUUCAGACAGAGAAUCUUUUAGAAAUGAUCAACCUACUUCUAAAAAGAGCUUGCCACAUAAAAAACGAAUUUCAAGGAAACUCAAGAAAGUUACUAGCACCUCCCCUAGAAAGAUUGUGUGCAACUUGUGUGAACAAUCAUUCAACUCUAACGAUGAAUUUGCACAACAUGAACUACUUUGUCAAACUACUAUUACUCCUGUCAAUCAAGUCAAUACCUUUAACUGUCAAAUUUGUAAUCAGCCAUUCACAGAACAGCUCAAGUUUUUCGAGCAUUUAAAGAAACAUUAUGAAUCUGGCGGUGGAGGUCUUCCGACUUCUCCCCCUAAGACAGCCCCAGAAAAGAAAACCACAUCUCCCGAGAAAACUGAGACAGUUGAAAAUGAAAGACAGGAGAGUUUGCUUUCGAGCCUUUUGAAUUUGACCUGCAUUGAAUGUAACAAAACAUUCAGGAGACAGAAAACUUUUGAAGCUCACAUGAGAGACAUACACACUAGCAAGAAUGAACCGCUGGAUGAAUUUAGCGAACCUGAGGAUUUGAUGGAAGGUAUAAAUGUAGUGGUGGACACAAAUGAACCACAUGAUGAUGAAGACGAUUCUAAAGCAUGGUACAGAGAAGAAGAGCUUCAUCAAACGGAAGAAGAUUUGAAAGAAUUGGAAGCUGGCAGUGACCAUAUUUGUCAUUUUUGUAAUCAGCCAUUUCCUCUAAGGGCCAUUUUACUUCAACAUCUAGUUACCUGUAGAGCAACAACUGGGAAUACAGAAUCAGCUCCUCUCGCAGUGGUCAAAAAAAUAAAUAAGAAAAACAAGAAGAAGUCAACUCAUGAGUGUGUCGAAUGUGAUCGGGUUUUUACUCAUAAAAACUCCCUUGUGUAUCACAUGAGGAGCCAUACUGGUAUUCGUCCCCAUCAGUGUGACCAGUGUGGAAAGAGUUUCUUUGCUUCCAGUGCUUUGAAGGUUCAUUUGCGACUUCACUCUGGUGACAAGCCUUACAGCUGUGAGCACUGCGGCAAGAGAUUCCGGCAGUGGGGUGAUUUGAAGUAUCACAUAACCUCCUUGCAUUCAACCGAGAAGAACUUCCAAUGUGAAUAUUGCGGCAAGGAGUUCGCUAGGAAGUACUCUUUAGUUGUACAUCGCAGAAUACAUACAGGUGAGCGCAACUACAAGUGCGAAUUCUGCGGCAAAUCUUUCCGCGCCUCGUCCUACCUCCAAAAUCACCGAAAAAUCCAUACGGGAGAAAAACCGCAUACGUGCGCCGUAUGCGGCAAACCGUUCCGUGUUCGGUCCGAUAUGAAGCGCCACCAGCGGACGCACAACAAAGGUCCGGGCGGCGCGAAGGCGUCUCGGUCGCUCUCCAAAGUUGAGAAACAAGAGGUUGUGGAAGAGGAGGAGCUAAGCAGCGAACUGCACAUCGAAGACGAGGAAGCGGCUGGCCAGUUGUUCGCCGAAUACACGACGCAAGAGAUUGAUGGAGAACGGACGGUUCGGGUGCCCAACAGAAAUCUGUACAUUAAUGGUCAUGAACUGUUCUUGGUGACUUAUCCUAAUGAAAUAAGAGCAGCAGAACCGCAAACUGGUUCUACAUGGGUUCACACUUCAAACACAUAAUUUUUUCAUAAGUUUUGCAAAUCUUUGCUAAUAUAGCCAUUAUUCUUUGUAGUAAAUCAAGAUAAUGGUACAUUACUUU
This is a messenger RNA of Leptinotarsa decemlineata (Colorado potato beetle), 2455 nucleotides long. RefSeq lists its product as uncharacterized. Lineage: Eukaryota; Metazoa; Arthropoda; Insecta; Coleoptera; Chrysomelidae. The record is from RefSeq and is a predicted model, not a curated record.